GAGCCCUUAUCUAACAUGGCGACGCCAACGUCACAGGGGCGGUGCUGUCCUGUGUUUACACCAGAGCUCCUUGCCUCUGGCUGUCACAGUGAGUCCCGGAUUGUCACAGUGAUGAUUCUGUUUGUUCUGCUCGCCGUUCUGAGCCCGGUUACCGGCUUGCCUUCAGGCAGCUGGCGGGAGCUCUCCCCUGGGGAUACGGAGGUACAGCGGGCGGCAGACCUGGCAGUGCGGGAAUAUAACCGGGGUACCGAGCAGGACGUUUUAUACCGGCAGCUGCGAGUCACCGAGGCAAGGAAACAGGUGGUAUCUGGGGUGAAAUACGAUCUGACUGUUUUAUUGGGGCGCACGCUUUGUAAGAAGGAAGAGGACGUGAUACCGGAGAACUGUCAGCUCACUGGUCCAGUUCAGAUAAAGGGGGUAAAGUGUUCGUUUUCCAUACUGAUUGCCCCAUGGAGAAAUGAAACUAAAGUCCUAAGCCAGGCGUGUUCCCAGGAAAGUAUAGGCCGAGAGACGUUUGCAGGUAUUUUCUGAAAACCUGAAGAAGGCGCGAAGUAUCCAGGAGAUGGACCAGGGUACCGCAGAGUACGGCGUGACUAAAUACAGCGAUCUGACUGAGGAAGAGUUCAGAGCUCUGUAUCUGAACCCUUUGCUAUCCACUCAACCUCCACGGCCCAUGAAGAAGGCGGAGAUUCCCAAGGACCCUCCCCCUGCAGGGUGGGACUGGCGAGACCAUGGUGCAGUCACUGAGGUUAAGAACCAGGGAAUGUGCGGGUCCUGCUGGGCUUUUUCAGUUACAGGGAAUAUUGAAGGACAGUGGUUCCUGCAUAAAGGCUCUCUGGUUUCCCUCUCCGAGCAAGAGCUGGUUGAUUGUGACGGAGAAGACCACGCCUGUGGAGGAGGCCUUCCCUCAAACGCUUAUGAUGCCAUUGAGAAGCUAGGGGGAUUGGAAUCUGAGAAUGAUUACAGCUACCACGGUCACAAGGAGGCGUGCAGCUUUGCCACAGAUAAAGUGUCUGCCUAUAUCAACAGCUCAGUGGAGAUCCCAAAGGACGAGACACAGAUUGCAGCCUGGCUUGCACAGAAUGGGCCCAUUUCUAUAGCUCUGAAUGCUUUUGCUAUGCAGUUUUACAGAAAGGGCAUUUCCCACCCGUUCCGUAUACUAUGCAACCCCUGGAUGAUUGACCACGCUGUGCUGCUGGUCGGCUACGGUGAACGAAAUGGCACCCCAUUCUGGGCUAUAAAGAACAGCUGGGGAACAGACUGGGGAGAGCAGGGUUAUUACUAUCUGUAUCGUGGCUCUGGAGCUUGUGGAAUGAACACAAUGUGCAGCUCUGCUGUGGUGAAUUAGAGAUCCGCUGAUCGUCUGCUCCAGUCCUGUAGCAGAUCUGUAGUAUUUAUAUACGUCACUCUACAUUUAGCUACACACGAUCCACAACAGUCUUCAGAAAGCACCUCGUUUAUCGUUAAGGUCCAACUCUAACCGCUCUGUACCCACUGCUGUGCCAGUAACUGGGACCUCCCUUAUGGGCACUAACCGUUGGACCCACAUCUGCACUGCCACUGAUCUGCCUCAUGCUGAUGACAUUGUAAGCCGUUCAAGAGCUCGGCUUCCUAUUCCGUUACACUUUUUUAUUUGUGUGUGAAAUUAAUGCUCACAAUGGGUCACUGUGUACCGCUACGCCCGGAAUCUUUGUGCAGCGCAGGACGCACUUUACAUUACCAGCCAGUACUUUUAUUUCUUAGUAUAAAUCCAGUAGGACAAUACUGAAUGAAUGCUCUCCUAUAUAUAGUUAUACAGUAUAUACUUAUGCACACAUAUGGUUAGUAGUAGCGAUUAAUGAAUGCUUGCGUAUAUAUAGUUAUAUAUACUUAUGCACACAUAUGGUUAGUAGUAGCGAUGAAUGAAUGCUCUCGUAUAUAUAGUUAUAUAUGGGCUGACAUAUAAAUAAAUAUAUACUCAUGCACACAUAUGGUUAGUAGUAGCGAUGAAUGAAUGCUCGCGUAUAUAUAGUUAUAUAUGGGCUGACAUAUAAAUAAAUAUAUACUCAUGCACACAUAUGGUUAGUAGUAGCCAUGAAUGAAUGCUCUCCUAUAUAUAGUUAUAUAUGGGCUGACAUAUAAAUAAAUAUAUACUCAUGCACACAUAUGGUUAGUAGUAGCGAUGAAUACCUAAGAAAACAAUUCCUGCUAUUUGCCAUAUUGCCAUAAGAUUGCACAUGCAGUUUGUGUUAACUUCAUAUUAUUUUCUUGAGAAGGAGCCCAUUGACACCUAAUUUACUUGAGCCAAGGGUAUCUAAAUAGGGUUUUAAUUAUGUAAAAAGCUUCUUGUGUUUUUCAGACUUGAGCACUUAAUGUAAUUACAGAUUUAAAUGUUUGGAUUUUAUACGUAAAAUAAUGACGCUGUCAUUCAUGUGCACAGUUGUACUAGAUGAUGUAUUUGCAUACAUACCCCUUACACAAUGGGUACGCACAUGCACGUUAACUUAACAUAUAUAUAGUAUUACCAGCAUGUGUUAAUGCUCUUUCACUUAGAAUAAGCAGUGAUUAGAUAUCUCAGGGUGAAUUUUAACAUAUUUCCGUUAUAAGUUAAGAAACAAUUCUGUGUUAAUGUUAAAAAUGUAUAUAUAAUAAUGCUAGAAAUAAUAUUUCUAUACAAAGGUAAUUAACCGCUCUUUAUUAUUGUCACGCUCACGUACAUACUUGCAUCUCCUACACUAAACAUACAUUUGCGUUGUAAGCUCUGUUAGGGGGAGCGUACAUUUUAUUCAUGGCAAGAUGUAACCUUUUAGUUAAAGCUGUACUUAUCAGUAACUGGAAUAUAUUUUAUUUAAGUACGUUUGUUUAGUAAAUGUAUUAAGUUAUAAAACCUUAGUAAUUAUAUUCUGUUGUGCGCAACCUUGCGUUGGUCUGUGAUGCUGGAAUAUUUAGUUCUUAAACUAAUAAAUGAUCUGCAGUUUUACACAAAUGUAAGUUUAUUUAAUCCACUAUUUAGACAUUUUUAGAGAAUUUAUCCUUGAUUAAUGUUCCUACAAUAUAUAACUCCUCUUGAUUCUAACAUUAAAUUACUUUAAUCAACUAGUUUUUCAUGUUUCUUAAGUAUAAAGGGCAAUAAAAUGAUAAAAUAUCA
Molecule: messenger RNA, 3127 nt
Organism: Bombina bombina (fire-bellied toad)
Lineage: Eukaryota; Metazoa; Chordata; Amphibia; Anura; Bombinatoridae
Gene: CTSF
Product: cathepsin F
Cellular component (GO): lysosome
Molecular function (GO): cysteine-type endopeptidase activity; cysteine-type endopeptidase inhibitor activity
Source: RefSeq, a predicted model, not a curated record